AUGGCUCGUACCGGACUGCAGAAAGAGGUGAUUGAGCUGUACAGGAGAGGUGUACGGAAUGCCAUGUCCAAGGCGCCUGAUCAGCGCGAGGCGUUUCUUAUUCAUCUUCGAUACACCUUUCGCCACCCGCCCCUCACGCCGCGAGACUUUACGGCGAUUGAGCACCAGAUUCGCAGAUUCAGGCGCACGCUUGAGAUGCUCUCAGAGCCGUCCACGCAGCGUAUAGGGCUGAGCGAUGACAUGCGGUAUUGGUGGGCGAACGAGGUGGAGCGUGCGCACGCGCGCGCGGCCAUUGCAGAGAUGAAGAAGGCCAAGGCAGCCAAAGAGGCAUCCUCCGAAGUGUAGCGUCUCCGCACGCUCCAUCACCACCGGCCAGCUUUCGGAACCAUUGUUGUACACUAGCUGCAUAUGAAGCAUUACUCAAUAUAUCCGGUCACCGCGUAUGGAU
Molecule: messenger RNA, 448 nt
Organism: Cutaneotrichosporon oleaginosum
Lineage: Eukaryota; Fungi; Basidiomycota; Tremellomycetes; Trichosporonales; Trichosporonaceae
Source: RefSeq, a predicted model, not a curated record